AUGAUGCGCGACAUCGACCUGAAAGCCUUCUUUGCAGAACAAGAUGAACGGAUGACGCUUCCGGACGAGAGCCAUGAGGAGUUUCUAGAACGAAUGGCUUCAUUCACCCGACAAAACCAAGUCUUUCAUGUUCUCUCCCCUCGAAUGCCCAGCGACGCCUCUUCUAUGUCGGCUCACAACCCAGAUACGACGUUGGAUCGCCCGACCUCGUCUUUUGUAUCUAUUGACCGCGGAGAGGUGCUGGAUGAAUGGAAGACUAUUUUUGGCUGUUCUGGUGAUGUUAGGACCGCAAAGCGCAAGGCGUCUGACCAGGAAUUAGUACCCACUGCGGGCAAGCGUAAGAAAGUCGCCGAUCAAGUUCAAGAUAGCCACCAAGAUGUUAGCAAUCUAGUGCCAGACGAUCCAACAGCAAAUGCUUCAAUCAUACCUCAUCAAGUUUACGACACAUCCAUGGCCAGGUCUGAUUUGCAAGAAAUUUCUUGUAUCCAACAACCCAGUCCCGGAACAGAAGUGAAACCGAACAAGAGAAAGUCUCUAUAUCCUGCCUCAAGUCGGACGCCAUCCAGGAAACGUUUCUUAGAGGAAAAUCGCAUGCCACAAGCGUCUGCAUCACCUAGCGCUGCGAACAUUAGAUCCAUUCCAAAAGCGCAGCAGCGUCGAUCCCAGUCUAAUGAAGAUCCACCACAUGAAGAAGGUCUUGAAGAUGUACCAGAAGAAAUCGACUCCUUCACGGCUGAACUGACGGUUCCACCGCCUCUUCCCAAGACUGUUCAAGAUCGGACUAAGAAAUCUAAAAAGGGUCAUUCUGCCCAAGGUCUUCGCAGCCCAGAUGCAAGUCAUAGCCCGAUAAUGUCGUUCUCUAAAACCAUUAGCACUUCUCCGAGACGCCCUCAGAAUCAGUAUAUUGCGAUCCCGAAGUCAAACCCUCCACUUGAUCUCCGACCUCUGGACGAAGCUACACUCCUCAAUACAAAGAUGCGACAGCGCCAACCCUCUGGUCCUCCAACAUCACCAAUAGAAGAUAUAAGUGUCCUACGCGCGGCCCCCGAAAAACGAGUUGGGAAGCCAGGUCCAGCAGCAGCAGAACCAAGCAAGCUGUACUUGGAAGUCCAGCAACGGAUCGCGAAACACGCCAGUACGAAGCAGCGAGAUAAAGUCCUAAAGACGGCCCCAAUAGACGAGUCUUCUAUUAUCUAUGUUUCUUCAUCUCCGUCCUCACGCACAAGCUCUCCUGCACCAGUGGCACCCGAAUCGUCAAAAAAAGCACAGACGGAACAGUCGAAGCCAGUAGUUGCGAAACGGAAAGUGCACAGAAAGAAAGAAAAGCCGCAGCCAAUGACUCCAACCGAAUACGCUCGCAUGCUGCAGGCAAAGGCUGCCGCGGCGGCUGCCGAAGCUGCAGAGGGGCAAAUGAACGAUGCAGAAGGCUCAACCUCGAAGCCACCAAUGAAGAAGAGAAAGAGCCCCACGGUGAAGUUCCUUAGCGGAAAGAAUAUCUUCUACGCCGGCGGUGAUAUGCGGAACGCGUCAGAGACUACUCGAGCCAAGAUGGACAUCAUCGUGCGCUUUGGCGGAAACUUGAUUCCAGUAUUCGACCCGAAGGUCACUACACAUAUCAUCACAGAUGCUCAUAUGGGAUCGACGCUCAAAGCUCUCGGAGUGAAGAAGCUGAAGGACAUUCCAGAGAACAUCCCUACCGUGACAUGGAAAUGGGUCCUUUCUGUCUUGGGAAGUGAAGGGGUGCUCUCGCAAGAUGAGAUUGACGGAAGGCUCAACGAGGUGUGGCAGUACGCGGCCUUCAGCGAGCGGCUAGAUGCUGGUUAUCAGCCUAAGAAAACAGUCUCCAUCGCUUCGUUCAAAUUCAAGGGGAAAAUGAAGGCCGUCGAUCCAGCUAGCGGCGCACAACGGACUGAUUCUUCCACCGUCGUUUUGCAACCCCAACCAAUCCCUGCUUCUAACCACAUCCAACACGUUAGCAAUUCUGUCACCCUCCAAUCCCGCCAUAUAGGCGCACCUCUCUCCCCUCCGACACCUCCGGAAUGUCCGCAGGCUGCAGCUUCUUCCUCCAAAUCUACCCUGGACCAAGAUCCGCAUAAAUCCGCGCAAGAGUCUGAAGACCCCCUUGCCGAGUUCUAUGAUCGAGCAAGGGGGGAUCAGAAGCUUAGGGACGAAGGGUGGUCCAGUUUGGGAGAGUCAGAUGCAGAUGAUGCGAACGACGAUGGAGAUGAAACGGAUGACGAACUCCCUGCACCUCUCGGCCCAGUGAAGAGAGAAAAGAGGGGUUGGACUUGUGACAAGAAAGAGCCUCAGAGAACGACGGACUCUCCGAAUCAAGAUAUCAUUGACAAGCUGACUGAACUAAUGGAACUACAUAAAGCAAAGCUGGGAGGUGAAGAUCAUUGGCGUGCAUUCAGCUACAACAAGUGCAUCCGCGCGUUGCGAAAUUAUCCCCGCCGUAUCAAGACUGCGGAGGAAGCUCGUGGUAUAGGUGGUGUUGGUAAGAAAACAGCUCAGAAGAUCGUGGAAAUAUUGCAGACAGGCGACCUCCGCCGCAUUGCGUAUGAGAAGACUAAGGAUGUUGAGGUUACCCGCCUUUUUCAAGGCAUCUAUGGUGUUGGUCAAUCCAUUGCCUUCCAGUGGUACGCUGCGGGAUGCCGGACGCUUGAAGACCUACAAGCCGGCAAAGGUGGCGUCAAGCUGUCGCAUGUCCAAAGAAUUGGCCUUCAGCAUUAUGAUGAUAUCAACUCUCGGAUGCCUCGCGCCGAAGCAAGAGAGAUAUUUGAACUGAUCAAGCCGAUUGCUCUCUCCAUCGACCACAAAUUGUUUGUUGAGAUCAUGGGAAGCUAUCGAAGAGGAAAGGUGGAUUGUGGCGAUAUCGACAUUCUCCUUACCCGUCCGACAGACGAUGGAUCAACGCACAGCGGAGUCAUCCCUCGCCUGCUUGAAGAACUUCACGCUGCUGGAAUUCUUACAGAGGACCUAGCCCUUCCUGACGAACCAUUCGAUCUCGAGUGCACGUAUCGUGGUUUGUGUCGGCUGCCUCAUGUGGACGGCUCAAGACAUCGGAGGAUUGAUUUUCUGAGCGUCCCGUGGACGUCAAGAGGAGCAGCCUUGCUCUAUUACACAGGCGAUGAUAUUUUCAAUCGUGCAAUGCGCUACAAGGCCAACGUGCUGGGCUACUCUCUGAAUCAGAAGGGGUUGUUCGGAAACGUCGUCCGAGACCCCCGCAAUCGACGCGUCAAGUUCAACGACGGCGUCCUCAUUGCAUCUGAAACCGAAGAGGAGAUAUUCAAGAUUCUCGGAGUUCCUUGGCAGGAGCCGCAUGAGCGCGUCCGCGGUUAG
Cyclocybe aegerita is the source of this 3342-nucleotide messenger RNA. Lineage: Eukaryota; Fungi; Basidiomycota; Agaricomycetes; Agaricales; Hemipholiotaceae. The record is from the annotation of a GenBank genome assembly.